AUGAAUAGCAUUGAUAGUUAUCAAAGCAAAGCAACAAUGAAUGCAUAGUCAAUAAUCUCUAAAAUAGCCACUCGAAAUGGAUAAGCAGAUAAUGGCUCAUUGAUAGCAGCUUUGGAUGAGGAAACUGUCUCUGCAGCUUGGAAUGCAUUCGGCCUUCAUGUUUCAAGGUAAUUACGAAUGGGAAGAGGAGUAGCUGUGAACAAAUUUGGAACAUUUUCUUUUAGUGCUCCAGAUGUUAUAUUGGAUGGAGUUACCAAUCCAGUAGAAAGAGACAAAUAGCCCCGUUAACCAGUAUUUCUUGUUGCAAAGGAAUUUGUUAAUGGAUUCAAUCUAAAAACUGCCAUAGCAAUAGGUCGAUAAUUGAGACCAUAUAAAGUGCAGACAUCUGGUAAGAUUUAGCAUGCAAUUGUGAAUUGGGCAGAAAUAGCAUUGUAUGCAUCUCAAAAUAAGGAUUCAGCUAAAAUGGCUGUUGAGAGAGUGAUUAAAUCAUUAUCUGAUAUAGUUCGCAACAGGGAUGUUGUUGAAGUUGAAAUUCCAUGUGUUGGUACAUUCUUUGUGAAAUCCCAUUGUGCUGCUGUGUAAUUUAUGGAUUCACUGAUGGAUAGUUGUAAAGUAAAAUAUGGGAUCAAUAUUUGUUUAUAGGAAAUCACCAAGAGACCAUUGUCAGAGAGAAAAUCAAAAGGAGACAUGCGUUUGACACAGUAAUACCUGCAGUAAUUGAGCAAAAGUCAGCAUCCUGAAGAAAACAAUCUCAUGAUUGAUGAAGGUGCCAGGAAUUAUUUAACUAAUUCUCUUGGAAUUGAAUUACCUGACACUAGACCUAAAACUGCUAAAAAUUCAUAAGUCUAAUCUAAAAAGGGGGGACUUAUGAGUAAAACUGUAUCAGAUUAUAUUCAAUAACAAUUUUAGUUAGAAUUAAGACCAUCAACUCAACAGAUCUCUAGAAUGGGAUUCCAAAGAUCAGUUAAUGAUAAAGUUUUUGCUUUGGAAAGAUUAAAAUAUUACAUAAGGGAUCAUGCACUUAAUAUUGAAGAUUCAUUUUUAGAUCUCUGUUAACAAGCAUUUGGUAAAACUAGUGAAAGAAAAAUUAGAAUGAAUUUUGAUGAUUUUAAGAGAGCUGUUCUUAAAAUAGAUUUGCCUCUUAAUGAAAUACAAAUAAUCACUCUAUUUUAGACUUUAGAUGUUAAUAAUGAUGGUUUCGUUGAUAAAUUUGAUUGGCUCAAAGCUAUUGUUGACAAAAAAACUCAUGUAAAUUAUAUAAAGGAUGUCGUGUUUAAAUUCUAAAUUCAUACGGAUGAUUUGUUAUAGAGAAUGAAUUUGCAUCGUGAUCAUCCUCCAGUUAAUUUGUAAUAAUUAAAAUUUGCUCUCAUGCAUUUAGAUGAAUCUCUAAAUUAACACAAAGCACUUAAAGUGGCUAACGAAAUUCUAGAUGGAAAAGAAACUAUUAGCAUGAAUGAUUUAUUAGCAUUAUUUAAUACAGUUGAAGAAGAUGACAAAAUGUAUGAUUUGUCUUGGUUUAAAGAUACUUUGCAUAAAAUGAGAGAUCAUUUAGUUGAUCCUUAGAAAAUGAAAGUUUUGAGAUCAUCUUUUGAAUAUUUCGAUGAACAUCAAGAAGGCAAUCUAGAUACUGCCAAUUUUAAGACUGUCUUAAUGGAAAGCUAGUUGGGAUUGAAUGUUUAAGAUAUCAAUAGAUUAGUUCGUUAUCUUCCUAAGAACAGAGAUUCAUUAAUAAAUUACUACGAUUUUAUUUAAAUGAUUAUGGAUGUUAACAAAUAAAUGGACUAGAAGGAUACUGCUAAAGAUCUUGUUGAUUUUGCAUAAAAAAUCAGUAAGUAUUUAACCUAAAAGAAAUUCACUGUUAUAUAAUUUUUAUAAUAAGUAAAGUCAGGGUAUGGAUCUUGCAAUAUUGAAUCUACUGCCUAAUAUCUAGAAAAGAAUCUCUUUACUUAAUUGUCUCAUGAUGAAUGUUUAGAAUAUUGUAGAGAAAUGGAUGUUGAUGGAAAUGGUGUUGUUAGUGAUGAAGAUAUGAAUACAUUCAUAAAAAGAUACUCAUAUUUCAAUGUCAGAAAGGAUCAAUCAUAAAUCGAAUAAAUUGUUGAAAGUCUGAAGAUUAAACCAUAAGUUGGAGAUAAUUUCUCAGCUAUUGAAAAAACUUAUGUUUAAUCUAAAUCUAUUGAUUUGAUUACUAUGGGAUAGAAGAAAGUGUUCUAAUCUUUGGUUGAUGGAAUGAACUAAUAAAAAAGCUUGUUUCCUGUUGAGGAAUUACCAGAAUCUAAAUUCGAUUAAAUACUUAAAGAUUUGAGAAUUAAAUUAAAUAGAAAAGGAAUGGGAUAUGAAGAACUUUUUACAUUCUUAGACACUGAUCACAAUGGAUUCUUAUCUAUCAGCGAAUUCUAUAAUAUUGAUAAAAUCAUGACUCUAAGUUAGCCUGCUAAAGAUGGGUUCUUUGCUUUUAUGGAUAAAUAGAGAAUUGGUUUGAUUGAUCUCAAUACUUUUGUUAAAUUUAUGAGCAAGUCCAUUAUUUAAUAGAUGCCAUCUUUAUCUGAAGAUGACUGGGAUUGGGAAUUGGAAAUCCUAUUCAAAAUAAGAAAUUGGUGUUAGAGAGAGAAUAUCACAAUAGAAGAUGCCUUUAGAACAUUUGACAAAGAUUUCGAUGGUUAAAUAAACAAAGCUGAUUUAAGAACUUUCCUCAAGGACAUUUUGAAAGUUGAAGAAAAAGAAAUCACUGAAGCCAAAAUCAAUAGAUUAUAUAAGUUAAUGGAUUAAUAUAAAAGAGGAAAGAUAACAUUAAUGGAUUUUAGACGAUUUGUAGAAGAAGGAUUUUUUUAUGGUAAAAAUAAAUAAGUAUUUGGAUAAACAACAAAUUUGGCUGCAAAACAGCAAUCUGAAUCAAGAUCAUCUUUUGACUGGAAAAUGAAUGCCAGAUAAUAAAUUGGAUUAAUUAUAAGCAGACAUUAUCCAAGUGUAAAAGAAUCCUUUGAUAUUGUAUCAGGAUAUCGUAAGAAAUUAGUAUUCUAAAAGUUUAAGAAAUGGAUUGAUGAGAAGAAUGUUCUUUCAGGAUUUGAUUUAACUGAAAAGUUAGUGUAUGAGAUAUUUUCAGAUCUAGAUUCUCAUAAAAAAGGCUAUUUAGUCGAAUCUGAUUGGCUGAAUGCAUUUGCUCAAUAUAAUUGGUAAGAUUAAAUGAUUAAGGAAAUCCAAGAUGCUCUUUCAACUUACUUUUCAAGCAUUCAAAAUGCAAUUCAUUAUUUUUAGAUGGAACACAGUCAUGUUAUAACAAAAGAGAGCUUUGCAAAGGCUUUAUAGACUUUAUUCCCAAAAAGAUUUGUUGAAGGUGACAUUGAGACUUUAUGGACAAGAGUUCAAAAAAAUGGGUCUUUAAGUAAUCAUGCUUUUGCAUUGAUAUUUGGAAAAGGGGGCAAAGCCUAUGAACUACCUGAAGGACAAUAACAAUUAUAACACAUUAGACCUAUGACUUAGGGUGGUUUAAGCGAAUUACCUUUGGACGACAGAAAUCAAGUGAACAUUAGCUUAUUAGACAAAAUCAGAAGAUUUUUGAGGAAUUCAAAUAAAAACAUUAGCGAAUUAUUUAAAUAGUAUGAUUCAGACAAUACUGGAUUCAUAACCAAUUUGGAAUUCCGUUAAGUGAUAAGAAGUCUUAAUAUGGGAUUGACAUUUUAAGAUAUCGAUAUAUUGUCAGCUAUGUUGGAUACUGACAGAAAUAGCAUGGUGAAUUGGAGAGAUUUUGCCAAGAGAUUAGAUUUUAGAUAAGCAGAUAAUAAAAUAUUAGAAAGAGCAGGAAUUCAUUUAUAGAAAGUGAAUGAUCAUAUUUAUCAUUAUUUGUUGUCUCCCAAAGACGCAUUUAGAUAGAUUGAUGCCUAACAUACUGGAUAUUUGAGUUUUGAUAAAUUUAAGGAUAUGAUUGAAAUGUUGUAUAGAUUGGCUACUGAAGACAUUCCUCCAUUUGCUAUUAUUAAAGAUCUAUUUGAAUUUAUUGAUAAAAGAAGAGAUGGUUUACUAGAUUUAACAGAAUGGAUGGAUGCUUUUUCUAAGUUUUCAAAUCCAAACGAAAAGAAAAGACCUAUGAGUGCUAAUGUAAGAAUGAAAAAGUCAUCACAGAAAUCCUUAAUGGCUUAAACUGAUAAAGGAUGGAUGACUAAAUAAGGUGCUUUGUCUCCGUAAUAAUUUGAAGGGUUAACAGAUGAUGGGUUGAUGAAUGCAACAAAUAAAUUCAAGACUUUUUUGAGAAGACCUCCAGCCAAGCAAACUGCACUACAAUAUGUUGAAAAUGGAAUUUGGGAAAGCUCCAAAGAGUUCGAUCGAACAAUAAAUGCCAUUGGAAAGAACAGGAAGUAUCUUCUUGAAAUAUUUAAGCAUUUGACUUAGAAUGGUCAAAUUCCACUUACUGAAGAUUUGAUUAAAUUAGAAAUGGAUAAAAUGCUGAGAUCUUAAGGAAUUGUUGUCAGGGAUGAAUAAUGGCCUUAAUUAAUUUCUUGGUCAAAGAAAAAUGGCCGCAUUGAUUAUAAAUUCUUGCUUGAAGUAUAUAAGGAUAGACUAAACGGAAUGGAUACGCAACCCAGAAUGGGGGAUGAAUGA
Molecule: messenger RNA, 4593 nt
Organism: Paramecium tetraurelia
Lineage: Eukaryota; Ciliophora; Oligohymenophorea; Peniculida; Parameciidae
Exons: 11
Molecular function (GO): calcium ion binding
Source: RefSeq, a predicted model, not a curated record